AUGACCAAUCUAGCACCUAUCCAACAAAAUCAGUUUGAAUUCCCAUUCGCUAAAAGGUGGUCUUCGCUUGGAAUGAAUUAUGACAAUUGUCCCCACUUCAGUAUAACGCAGUACCGAAAUCUUAUUGAUCACUUGGCGCAAGAAGAUUUCAUUUGGCGGCCGUAUCUUGGUCUAGAAGCAUUUCAUCAAGUUGAACGACAAGAAUCUGCGGUGUGGAGUGCAAAGGUGCCCAUUAUCAACUUCACCACCGUCGAAAUGCACAACAGUGAUCGUGCGAAACUUCAAUUUGGAAUGCUUCAAGAUAUUCCAUGUCCCCCAAAGUGCAUACCCGACAAAUAUCACAACGGUAAAGUCUCCGACCAAUGGGAAUAUAAUCCGUGGACCAAGUAUGCAAAACACGAGUGUCGUGAAUGGAGGCAUCGCAACAACUAUGUUUUGUCCGACAAUGUGUUUCCAUACGAGAUGAAACAAUCUAUACAAUACAUGACUUGGUAUAAGUCUGUAUCAAUUGGUUUCAUUUCACAUCCAAGGUAUCUUAAUGACCCACGCCAACAAGAUUCAUCAUCAAGGCCCCAACAACCAACCCAGCCCUAUUUCCAACCGCCAACCCAACCUCAAUGCCAACCAUCAACCCAAUACUAUUUCCAACCGCCAACCCAACCCCAUUUCCAACCGCCAACCCAACCCCAUUUCCAACCCACUCACACAAUCACAGCCAUAUGA
Lathyrus sativus (Indian pea) is the source of this 723-nucleotide messenger RNA. Lineage: Eukaryota; Viridiplantae; Streptophyta; Magnoliopsida; Fabales; Fabaceae. The record is from the annotation of a GenBank genome assembly.